Molecule: messenger RNA, 1985 nt
Organism: Centropristis striata (black sea bass)
Lineage: Eukaryota; Metazoa; Chordata; Actinopteri; Perciformes; Serranidae
Gene: hs3st1l1
Product: heparan sulfate (glucosamine) 3-O-sulfotransferase 1-like1
Exons: 3
Coding region: 788-1723 (311 amino acids)
Molecular function (GO): [heparan sulfate]-glucosamine 3-sulfotransferase activity
Source: RefSeq, a predicted model, not a curated record
GGUCUCAGGGAGAGACAGAGGAGGGAGCAGCUGUUUGGUGCAUGAACGAGGAGGCUGAGACAGAAUGUUUGGUGGUGUCGGGAGAUGACUAGAUGGUGUUGAAGUGUGAGCUGCAGCUCUAGCUUCGGAUUGCAGAGUCUCUGAGAGGAGAGCACCUUGUCCUGAUCAUCUGACAGCAGGCGGCUCCUCCCCGCUCCUCCCCGCUCCUCCAGCUCCUCCAGCUCCUCCAGCCUGCUCCGCAAAGCAAAGCAGCGGCUCCGGCACAACUCAGCCCGCGUCUCUCUACAGCGGCUCGUCUGCGUGAUCCGGAGACGGAGUCGAGUUCUCCGCUUUGAAUAAACAAGGACUCCGUGCUCCCCCACCUCCUCCACCUCCUCCUCCACCUCCUCCUCCGGUGUCUGCUUUCAAAUGAAUCAGUGAUGAGAGUGGCCGAGAGGAGAGACGGACGCUUUUCUUCUUCUAUGUGGACCGGCAGUGCGCAAAAGUGCGCUCCGUGGUUCAGCAGCAUCCUCCUCCUCAUCCUCCUCAUCCUCCUCCGCUCCUGAGAUCAACCCGAACCCGAGAGGCGCGCUGAGAUCCUCCCCGAACCCCCCGUGCGAGAUGUGCUGUGGACUGCCGAUGAUUUCUCCUUCUCCUCCGGUUCAUAUUCAAUGGCAGACAAAGACUGCACUUCUUCUUACUGCUCUUGUUAUCGCUGAGCUCAGAGAGACAGAUCUGGUCCACGGCUAAACCAUUGUCUCCUUUUUAUUGCUUCCGUCUCGUCGCCAAUCAAAUUCACACCAUCACCAUGGCUUGUUUCCUGGCGUCCGCCUUCCUGCUGGUUCUGCAGACGUACGCUGCCCCUCCUGAGUUCGUCCAGACGGGAUUUGACAUCACACUGGACCCCGUGGACCUCGAUCCUGGAGCCAACGUCUCUGGAGAUGCAUCUACAGCUCCACCCCCAGGGACUAGCAAAAGAGCCCCGCAUAGCAUCAUUAUCGGGGUCCGUAAGGGGGGAACCAGAGCUCUGUUGGAGAUGCUGGACAUCCACCCUGAGGUUGCUGCUGCUGCCACCGAGGUGCACUUCUUCGACUGGGAUGAGAACUACGGCAAGGGUUUUGAGUGGUACCGGGACCUGAUGCCGUACUCGUACCCGCACCAGAUCACGGUGGAGAAAACUCCGGGUUACUUCACAUCCGCCCUCGCACCUGAACGCAUCUGCGCCAUGAACUCGUCCAUAAAGCUGCUGCUGAUCUUGCGGGACCCGGCCGAGCGGGUCAUCUCCGACUACACCCAGGUGUACUUCAACCGGCUGGAGAACCACAAGCCGGUGCAAGCCAUCGAGAACCUGCUGGUGCGCAACGGAGCCCUGAACAUCCGCUACAAGGCCAUCCAGAGGAGCCUGUACGACGUGCACAUGCGCAACUGGCUGCGCCACUUCCCCCUGGAGCAGAUCCACAUCGUAGACGGAGACGCCCUGAUCCGAGACCCGUUGCCGGAGCUGCAGAAGGUGGAGCGCUUUCUCAACUUGCCCCCAAGGAUAGUAUCCUCCAACUUCUACUUCAACCAGACCAAGGGGUUUUACUGCAUCAGGAGCGACGGGCGGGAGCGAUGCCUGCACGAGUCUAAAGGACGUCCUCACCCCGCCGUCAACAGCACCGUCCUGCAGCAGCUCCGCUCAUACCUGCAGGAACACAACCGAACCUUCUUCAGGCUGGUGAGGCGCACCUUCGACUGGCAAUAAGUCACCCCCCAGAUCACAAACCAGACUCAAGGGAGCCGCUACCUUGUCUGUGAUGAGGACAAAAAGGGGCCAUAAAGCACUUUACAUUUAGACAUUUAAAAACCCCUUUGAAUAGCCUCUUAUAACUACUGUUGUGAUCUCCGGUUUCAGCAGAGCAGUUCUAUAUUUACAUGAUAAGGCAAAAAAAAAAAUAUGAGAAACUGUAACUAGAGGCGUAAAGAUAAAAUGGAAGAAUCUCCAAGCUUAAUAAGUCAUUCUCUCU